This is a messenger RNA of Caenorhabditis angaria, 1904 nucleotides long. NCBI's taxonomy places the organism in Eukaryota, Metazoa, Nematoda, Chromadorea, Rhabditida, Rhabditidae. The record is from the annotation of a GenBank genome assembly.
AUGGAAUCUGAAAAAGAGGAGCAAUUUUUGGAGCCACCCGGAAGUUCACCGGAGGUCGCAUUUCCAAUCCUGGAGGAAGAAAUCCCGCAACAUAUAAUAAGUGAUCCCAAUUCAAUCGUUAUCACUCAAGAAGAUUUGUAUGAGGCUGGAUUUGUUGUGGAUAACCUGGAGAGUUUGACCGAUGAACAAUUGGCGGUUUUGAUUCAGAUUUCGGAGCAACGUAUGGCUAAAGCCAACGCUUUCCCGGAUGAGAAUUCGGUGGCGAUUAUUUUGACGGAUGAUGGAGGAUUGAAGAUCACUGAUCAUUCACAUCAAGAGUUCUAUGUUAGUUUUUUUUUUGAGUUGAAGCGAAAAUCAAUUAAUCAAAAUGAGAAAUGAUUUUUCAGUUCUCUCCCGCGCAACUCGAUGAAUUAAAAGUAAAUGUGAAUAAUUUGACAGAAGAAAAUGUGCAAAGUUUGGUUCAAAUGACACUUCCCUCUAUAUCCUUGUGAGUUUUGCUUAGAAAGAUUUCGAAAAUUAUCGAUUUUUCCAGAAAAGACCCCUCAAAAAACACUCCUUCCACCUCCUAUUCAACUGGCGACGAUUCGCGCCUCGCAUUGAUUGGUGAAACGGUGCAGAUCCGCGACGCGGAAGGCCACGUACGCGUCGCAACCGUGCGCUACAUCCGCGGACACUCUGAACUCAAGAUACAGUUCGAAGAUGGUGAAUUUGGCUACGCGACGAUGGAUCAGCUGAUUUUGCCGCAAGUUGCGGAUGCGGAAGGCGGGGAGCAAGUUGAGAGGUAAGCUUUUUUGCGACAAAAAUCAAAAUCAGUUUUGUUUCAAAAAAUUCAAUUUUCCUCCAACCGGGAAAAUUGGACAAUUCAAUUUAGUGAGCAAAAAAGUUCGUUUUUUUUUCAAAAUUCAAAAAUCCACACGUUGCAGCUACUCUCCUCAACCAUCAGCUUCCACGUCAUCAUCCACAGUAGCCCAACCAAAACCCCAACAUCUUCCCGCCACCAAUUCCACUACAGUAACCCAUCGACAUUUGGUCUCGGCACGAAAACGCGCGCUUACUGUAGAUCAGGAGGAAGUAGAUCAACAACAAGUGGAAGAAAUCGAUAAUCCGCCUGUUUUGAAGCGAAGUUAUCAUCAUCAUCAACAGAUUGUGCACCAUCAACCGCCGCCCAAUUUUUGCUGCCCGAUUUGUGACAAAAAAGUGGGAUUUUUUUUUGAAAUAUAUGUUUUCUAGUAGAAUUUGAUCAGCUAAUCACGAUUUCGUUGUCAAAAACUGUAGAAAACAAUUCCUGGGGACUUUAGGAGGUCAGAACUAAAUUUCAAAAUGAUUUUCAAGAAAAUCUGAUAUCACAGUGUUGUUCAGGAGACAAGAUAACAUUUUUUCCUCUAAUUCAUUAAAAAUUCAAGAAUUGAAUUUCGAGCAAUCUGAUAAAUUCAAAAUUAAAAAAAAAAACCUGUUAUCUAGCCUCCUGAACAACACUGUGAUAUCAGAUUUUCAUGAAAACCAUUUGGAAAUCUAGUUCUGAAAGUCCCCAUAACUCAUAUUAGCAAUUGUUUUCUGCAGUUUUUUACAACGGAAUUAUGAUCAGCGGGUCAAAUUCUUCUAGAACCUUCCCAAACUACGGUAGUGCCCAAGAAACUCACAAAUAAUUUCGGUCAUUUUUUGUUUUCCCAUAAUCGAAAAAUAAUCUGAUUGUGAGAUGGAUAGAAAAUUUUGAAUUGGGUCACGUUUUCCGUGAAAUUUUAAAAUUUUUCUUUGCCCUAAAAUGUCACGUUCAAAAAUUCAAAUCUCUAAUUAUUUUCAAAAUUUAAUUUCAGGUCUACCAAAAAGAGCCGAGCUACAUUGUUAUACGUCUUCCGGCUUGCGAUGGUUGUACACGUGAAAAAAUUAUAGUUUUGGAUAGCUGA